UGAACGGUCGCACUGUUGGACAGUGCAGCAGCGGUUCCUUCACGACGUUCUAAAGGUGGAUUUUCGUUUCCUCCUGCUCAGAACUGCUCAACUGCGUGUGGGGACCCAGGACCUGCGGUCUUCUUCGGUUAUUCUUGUCAUUGGUAUCGGAGCAACACACUCAUUGUAGCUGUACUCACACACAGAUAGCCUACGCACACAGACAGCGCUCAGCGGAUUUCAAUCUCAAUAGGGCCACUUUUUUUCCGCAUUUCAAAGGAAGGUGAACAACGCGGGAGAAAAUGGCGUUGUCAAUUAACGGCGUCCUCUGUACGCUGACGGUACUGAUUUUGUGGCGGGCAGAGGAGCUAGUGGAAGCUUGCAGCUGUGCACCCGUGCACCCGCAACAGGCUUUCUGUAACGCGGACGUAGUGAUCCGAGCGAAGGUGGUGGGGGAGAUGGAGGUGGAUACUGGGAAUGAUAUCUAUGGGAACCCCAUCAAGAGGAUCCAGUAUGAGGUCAAGCAGAUCAAGAUGUUUAAGGGUCCUGACCAGGACAUUGAGGCGAUCUUCACUUCACCGGUCUCUGCUGUGUGUGGCGUUACCUUGGAUACUAGCGGCAAGAAGGAGUACCUAAUAUCCGGCAAGGUGGAGGCAGGUGGGAAGAUGCAUGUGACCCUGUGUGACUACAUCACGCCCUGGGAGUCCAUGAGCCCCACUCAGAUGAAGAGUCUGACUCAGCGCUAUCAGAUGGGCUGUGACUGCAAGAUUGUGCGCUGCCCGUCCCUGCCCUGUGCCAUCUCUGCUCCAGAGGAGUGUCUGUGGACAGACCUGAUGAUAGAGAAGCAGGUGCACGGUCGCCAAGCUAACCACUACACCUGUGUCAAGAGGGCCGAUGGCUCCUGUUCCUGGUAUCGCGGUGUGACUCCGCCCAAGAAGGAGUUCCUGGACAUCGAGGACCCCUAAUCACUUUCUGGCCCUACCCCCUUCCAGCUGCCCACUGCACAACCUGAUUAAAGAAAGUUUUUUAACAACAUUUCAUGAAAUAUUAGGGGAGAAAAUAAGUUCUGUGUGAAAGGACAACAUUAAUUUGAUACACAUAUAAAAUAUAACGAGGCAAAGCUGAAUGAUUUAAGAGAGCUCGGUUAAUAGUUUACUGGUCCAAAAACAACUCCUAGCUACUACCCCUUGUGUUUGCAGAUCUAAAGGGACUGGAUAUAUUAAUAGUAUGGUGAUGGCUCCACCUAGCCCCCUAAAUGGUAUUUGUCAAAUUGCUUACACCCAUCCGGUUCCUUCAGGACUGCAAAUCACAGAGGGUUAGAGGCUAGGGGAAGGCGCUAGACAGGGGCUCAGGAUGUUUGUGUAGCUAUUUAGUGCCACAAGACCCAUAUACUGGUCGUGUGGUGGUGAUGAUGAUGUCACAUCCCCCUGAGGCUGGCGUCAGGAGGACAGAUUAUUUUUAUUUUUUGGGGGUAUGUCAAAUGGUAACAGAGCCCAGGUCAAAAGUAGUGCGCUCUCUAUCCCUGUCAAACUACCCAGGUUAGAAUGACUCCAUAUCUAUUCAAUGAUGGCUCAACAUUACUUAUGUUUCCUCAUUCUGUUUGAUUUCAAAGCCAUAUUCCAAGAUGCCUUUUUUCUUUUUAACUAGUCAAACGCUAUUUGUUGCUUCUCAUAACCAUGCUGUUAGGACCAAUCAGAUUGAUGGUGAGGCGGGACUUCCCAGCUUGUUCUAAUAGACAUUUGGUAAGAAAGGUGUUUAGUUUUUAUAAAUGGUUGCAUUUCAUUUUGUCUGAAUAACCAAAGCAUCCCAGUCAGAGACAAAUAUGGGAAUAACAACAUUUUUAAAAGAACCUUCUAGAAUGCAUGUCUCACCGGACCAGUCUAUGGCAUGUGAUAGAGAUGGAUGCCUAUGGUACCACAUAUUACCCCUCUCCCAUAACCCUCACCGUUAUGCCCCCCCUCCCCUCGAUGGCCCUUCUAGACUCAACCCCCUCACCCCUCCUCCCUGUCUCCACCCACUCCCCCUAGAUUGCUGUACAGUACCUAUGCAUAUACUUUUGUUUUUUUAAAUAAUUAUUGUUAUUUGCAUCAUUAGAACUAGAUUUGCACUUUGAAGAGGAAUUCCAGUAAAGACCAAACUGUGAUUCUCUAUAGUGUUUUUAAUAUCGUACUGCAGUCAGGCAGACUGUGUAUCCCAAAUGUUACCCUAUUCCUAUAUAGUGCACUAUAUGGGCCCUAGUCAAAAGUAGCACUACAAGCCUCCCGGGUGGCGCAGUGGUCUAAGG
Molecule: messenger RNA, 2263 nt
Organism: Salvelinus namaycush (lake trout)
Lineage: Eukaryota; Metazoa; Chordata; Actinopteri; Salmoniformes; Salmonidae
Product: metalloproteinase inhibitor 2-like
Exons: 5
Coding region: 282-944 (220 amino acids)
Biological process (GO): negative regulation of membrane protein ectodomain proteolysis; negative regulation of endopeptidase activity
Cellular component (GO): extracellular matrix
Molecular function (GO): protease binding; metalloendopeptidase inhibitor activity
Source: RefSeq, a predicted model, not a curated record